Molecule: messenger RNA, 238 nt
Organism: Meloidogyne enterolobii
Lineage: Eukaryota; Metazoa; Nematoda; Chromadorea; Rhabditida; Meloidogynidae
Source: the annotation of a GenBank genome assembly
AAUGAUGGGACAACGUAAAGGAUUAUCAACAUCCGAUAUUGAGGCACUAAACAAAAUGUAUUGCAUGCCAGGUUGUGAGGAUAAACUGGUCUAUUGUGGAAUAUGGGCAAGCAAUAAUUUAUGUAAUCCACAAAUGUGGAGAAGAGUAGUUGUCUAUGAAUGGAUUAUAAGUAAUUGCCAAAAGUCGUGCAACAAAUGUGGUGAAAAACUGGAACCAGUUAAAAAUAGGCCUUUUUAG